Aspergillus fumigatus Af293 is the source of this 2286-nucleotide messenger RNA. Its product is annotated as putative C6 transcription factor. The record is from RefSeq and is a predicted model, not a curated record. Gene Ontology annotation, cellular component: nucleus. Bases 1 to 2286 code for a protein of 761 amino acids. The transcript is spliced from 5 exons. Gene Ontology annotation, biological process: DNA-templated transcription; regulation of DNA-templated transcription. Gene Ontology annotation, molecular function: DNA binding; zinc ion binding; DNA-binding transcription factor activity, RNA polymerase II-specific. NCBI's taxonomy places the organism in Eukaryota, Fungi, Ascomycota, Eurotiomycetes, Eurotiales, Aspergillaceae.
AUGACCCCGCCGGAAGGCACUCGGCGAAGACUUCGUUCCAACCACGCGUGUCUGAAUUGCAGGAGAAAGAAAUCUCGAUGCCCUGGAGAGAAGCCUGCUUGCUCGUGCUGUGUACGGCUUAACCAGUCGUGUUUCUACCCACCCGUGUCCAAGCCUGGAUCAAUAGGUGGCCAAUCUGGAACAUGUAUGCAUCCCCCCCACUUGGCUUCGACCAAUUGCUCACGAGGGUGCAGACCAACCCGAGGGAGGGAAUCAGUCCUCGAAGAUGCAAAAGAUCUCGCAGAGACAAGAUUCACACAAGGUAGCCAGCCUCGCGAUCGUCGCGAUUCGAGCUAUAGCGACCCUUCGCCCCCUAAUCUCGCUUUUGAUGAUGCCAGCCCCCAGCCUUCGUCGCUGGCCGUGGCCCGAGCAGUCGAUUCGUACAUGAAGUAUUGCCACCGACAGCCCGUCUGGUGCUUUAAUUUCGAAGAACAUGGGGAUCUGGAAUCCAUACCAGAAGAGCUCCUCUGUAGUAUCAUUGCGCUGACGGCGCGGUUCUCGCACGAAGGGGAACAUGGGCAGCACCAUGCGGAUACAGCGAAGAGCUUAAUUAUGCUGCGGAUUGCGAAUGGAACGGUGGAAUUGAGUACGAUCGAGGCUCUGUGCCUGCUGGCGUAUUCGUCGUUUAUUGAUGGCGAUAUGCACCUUGGUCGAUUUCACCUCGGACUUGCAUUUCAGCUCUGUCGGUCUGCUCUGCUCGAUACAGAGUCCGCUUAUACUCCUGGAGACCCCAACACAGAGCGCAAAAAGAGGUUAUUUUGGAGUCUACAGCUAUUGGAACAGUCGUAUGGCCGUCAGACCGGGCUGCUGAGCAUUCCGCUGGAGACCUGGCGUCCCGCGGACUAUUUCUCAGGCAACAGCAAAGAACCACAAAGAGACGCCGAGAAGCCUCCCCCAUUGCCGCGGGACACAAUCGGCUGCGCUGCACCGGACGAUACUGGCAUCUGGAGCAUGACAGUCCACUUUGGCUGGGUCUGGAGCAAAGUACGCACUUAUGUGUCCGACUGCGCAAACAAUCGACUACGCGAGCCCUGGCGUCACGAGUCAAUGUAUUCGAUGGUGCUUUCCGACCUGACCGAAAUCGAGAACCAAACACCACUCUGCCAUCGAUACGACCAUGUACGAUUCUACGAUCGACAGCCGGACGAACUGAUCGUCAACCGCGCGUACUGGAUCCCCUGGCUCAAACUGCAGUUCAUGUACCAUGCCAUCCUCAUCGUCCUCAACCAUCCCUUCCUGUAUAUCAUGGCCUCGCGGCAUAACCCCAACCUGGCCAUUCCGAAUAGUUUCUGGCGCCGCUCGUCGGAACUGGUCCUUCUACAUGCGACGUGGAUCGUGCGUAUGAUUGAUAUGCUAUCAGACAAGGACGUACGACUUACAGACCCCUUCUUCGCGCACGUGGCAGCAAUAGCAGCCACGGUACAGCUGUAUUACUGCUGCGCCGGAGACCCACGACUCAAGUACAAGUCCCGUGCGGAUCUAGCCCGCUGCAGGGUGUUCCUGAGGUCGUUUGUACCGUUUUCCAGGGCCUGUGCAUCAUUGGUAUGUUCCUCCCGUCCCGGCUGGCAAAGUUCGCCGCUGACCGAUCAGAACCGAUCUCUUGACCGUAUGACGCGAAUUGCAGCCGGCACCGAGAACGUAGAUUACGACAGCUGGGUUCCGUCGAAGAUCCAUCUGAACAUCCCCUUGAUGUGGAAUAUCCUCCAGUUCACCUGCAGCGACGAUUCCUAUCCGGCUGUCCCGUCUGGAAGCCUCUUGCAUUCCUCGCUCAGCGCGUCUGCCACCCGAAACGACGCCGAGGAAAGCUCUACACUCGAAAUCAUCGUGACGACUUCACCUGAAGUAACCGUCAACACCGCAGACGGCGGCCAGGGCGUCCCAAUGCCUCUGUAUCGGGCCCCGAAUUCGUCCAAGGACAGCAAUACCAGCCCAGCUACCGCUCCACAGUCUAUGCCUCCGCCAGAUGCAGUGGUAGCUCCGAUCGACAGCCUUAUGCUCAACACGCCGUGGCUAUGGGCUGAUCCGGCGCCAUUUGGAGACGUGGAUGAUCUGGAUUAUAGCACCCUGGCAUCAGCCACGAAUGCACCACCUGAACCCAGCGAGUCCCGCCCGUGCGACAUCACCCUCCAGCAAGAUCACAGCUCAGAGCAACCCCCCAACUCCUACCAGCGAAGACCACGAACGCAGCAACCGGACGAUAUCCCAAAGCGACUGCCCGCCCGUACUGACAGCCAAAGCAAUUCAUGA